Molecule: messenger RNA, 1158 nt
Organism: Gryllus bimaculatus (two-spotted cricket)
Lineage: Eukaryota; Metazoa; Arthropoda; Insecta; Orthoptera; Gryllidae
Source: the annotation of a GenBank genome assembly
CGGGUAGUCAGUUGGUUACACAAUAAUUGCGAAACUCUUUGUAGCUUACUUUACGCACAUGUGACGGUCGCAACCCACAACUCGAAAGUGCCGCGAACGUGAAGAGGCGCUUUUGUUUUCAUUAUUCGAUUCGAAGAUCCUGUAGAGCGCGCUGACGUCCGUACUUCUGCUGGUGCUUUUAAAAUUAUGUAAUCCUGUAAUAAUAUCUAUUGUUAUUGAUUAAAUUUGGUUGAAUUAUCCAUCUACACUCUUUGAUGUGAUUACUGAUCUCGAAAAUAACUUUUGCUGUAUUUUGUUGAGUUUGUCAAAGUUAUCUUUUGAUUACUGCAUCUUUGUAAACACUGAAAUUCUAGUUCGGAACUCGACUGAAUUAAAGAUCAAUUGACAUGAAUGUAGGAGGAUUAUUCAAAGGGUUGGUGCACCUUGUGGCAAAGUACCCGAAGGGUACUAGCUUGACAGGUGUUUCGCAUCAACAAGUGAGAACGAAAUAUGCUGAUUGGAAGAUGAUUAGGGAUGUCAAAAGGAGGAAGAUGGUGAAGGAAUAUGCGAUGGAGAGGUUACGAGUCAAUAGUCUGCGGAAGAAUGAUAUUCUUCCAUCAGCUUUGCGGGCCAUUGCUGAUGAAGAGAUCGCUGCCUUCCCUCGAGACUCCUGCAAGAGUCGCAUAGUUGAUCGUUGUGCCAUCACAUCGAAACCUCGAGCUACUGUGAGACCUUGGCGUUUGAGUCGAAUUGCAUGGCGCAAUUUAGCAGACUACAAUAAGCUUUCUGGUGUUCAGAGAGCUAUGUGGUAGUUGAUAGAACAUACUUGUUUACCCAAUUGUAUAAUAAAAUAAAAAUUGGAAAGCAAUUUAUAAAUUAAUUUUAAGUGUUGUGGAAAAUAAAUUUCAUGAUUAUCAAUUUUGUAUGAUCUUUUGAUUUACAAGAAUGGAUUUAAUCCAUUUAUCUUCCUUUUUAACCUGUUAUAUCUGGAAAAAGUUAUUUGAGCUGUAGAAAUUGAAUUCUUGUUGAAAGUUCACAUUCAUUAGUUGUUUUUACUAUUCAGUGUGUUAAAAAGAAUAAUAUUAAUGGGUGAAUUCAGGAUUGGUAUAAAAUGUUAUGAAACUACAUUGAUUUUAUUAUACAAUAUUCAAUGUUUCAAUAAAUAUUACUGAAGAAAAG